Molecule: messenger RNA, 966 nt
Organism: Hyaloperonospora brassicae
Lineage: Eukaryota; Oomycota; Peronosporomycetes; Peronosporales; Peronosporaceae
Source: the annotation of a GenBank genome assembly
AUGUUUGCGCUCCGCCGCCUCCCGCUCGCCGCCCCCUCUCUCUCUGCUCCGCCCGUCCGCCUCUUCGCUUCCAAGCGCAAGUCCACUAAGCGCAUCACAUGGCGCCAACGCGCGAAACUCGACGAGCGGCGGCGCCACCCGACGCCGCCACGUCAGCCGCCGCGGGCCAAAGUCCAUCGGACAAAUUUUCUCGUGUCGCCGCCAAAAGCCGACGGGAAAACGUGGCGCGUCUUGAGCGCCGCUAUCGUCGAGCGACUGGCUGUGAUCCAACCGGACGUGCCGCAGUGGGAGAUGGACUUUGCGGUCCUGCAGCACGAAAAGGCGCUGCGGGAGGCGCAGCGACUGGACGACGACUUUUGGUUCACCGAGCCGGGAACGCGUCACGUGCGGCCCGAAGAGGUCCCGUGGCCGAACGAAGAAGCGGACGACGUGGACGAGGAAGUGGUGGGCGCGGGUUUCCACUUGGCGCCCCGGGAGACGGCCGACGACGCGGCGAACAACCGCAAGUCGCUGAAUCGCGCGCUCAAGGGCCGAGUGUUUCUGCUGGUGAAGCAGAAGGAGACAGAGAAGAAGAUUGACGACGACGACGACAGUGUGGCGGUCAGGUUUUCGUGGUUUUUCCCGGUCGGACGGAAGCUCGAGGGCGAGAAGAUGCGGGACGCGGCGCAUCGAUAUGUGCACGAGGCAGUGGGCGACGAGAUGAAGACAGUGCCGAUGGGGUUUGCUCCGAUAGGGUACGUAAAGUACCUCCAUGGGGAUGGCGAGACGAGAGAGGCAAAGGAGAGCAGGGACAGGGAGGAGGUGGACGGUACGAAGGUGUUUUUCUACAAGUCGCAGCACUUGGCUGGCCAUGUCGCGCUGAACGAGGACAAGGCGAGCGACUACGUGUGGGUCACGCGAGACGAGUUGGCCGAGUACUUGGACCCGGAGAUUGCCGACUACGUGUACAAGAUAGUGCCGCCGUAA